GGCUGCACGCCUGACGAAAUAAUUCAGUUUAUUGUCGUGUAUUUAGGCUUUAUUUUGUGAUAAUUGUGUGAAACGGGUUGCGGCGUGAAAUUACUUUUUUGCAGAAAAUCAGAGUUUUGCAUACAUUAUCACGGUGUGAAUUGUUCUAGCCCAAGUUUCGCAUUGUUUGGUUCCGAGACCGAAAAUCGUGUACGCAAAUUGUUGUUUCUUUGAGUUCUGCCUCUAUUACCUUAACAUUUGCGAAGUGAUGAAAGUGUCAUUCUUCAAUAAAAUACUACUGUUUAUCGCGAAUGCAUUCAUGACUAAUAUCUUCAACUCUGCUCGAAAGACCAAUUUCUUUCUUCUGAAUUUUCGCACGUUGACAUUUAGCUUCCCAAAUAAAUCAUCACUUUUAUGACAAAAUUUGCAUGUUGAAAGCAGUUUCUCCUGUAGGAUGAAGUUCCACAGCUUUUGAAUGCGUGUAAUAAUUGUUUUUGGCAUUACUUGUAUAGUGUAUCAGUAAGCAAUUGUUUGUUCAAUAACGUCGUUACGAAUCGGUAAAUAUAUGUCUAGUAUUGUCUAAUUUUUAUGAUACUGAUAGGUUUUGAUUUUAUCUCAGGGAGAUUUUGCUUUUAUCUCAGGGUUGUUUCUCCUCUCUAGUUUUCACGUUAGGUUUGUUCCGUUGAUCUCGACGAAAUUGAUACUGAUGUUCAUUUCCCUGCAGUCGUUUAGGUUGUAAAUUGUAGCCCUUCACCAUGGAGAAAAUGUAUAAAGAUAUUCUGAUUGUUCGAUGCCGCCCUUCAAGCAGGGACAGCAGUGCGGAUCGGCAGCGCAGUGUAACAGGCAGCCCACAAAACGGAUUCUACUCUGGACUCAACGGCCUGUCAAAAACUGCAAGCAACAAAAUCAACGACACAUUUCCCAAGGCUUACAACCACGUUUCCCGAUUGGACGCUGGGACUGUCAAUGAUGGUCAUAAGUCCUCACAUCGAAAUUUGAGCAACGACAGCUCAUCGUCAAAUCAACAAACCUACAAUAACACCAGCCGGCUUGUUGUUUCGAACGGGUUUAGUAACGGUCAUGAUGUAGCGACCAUUCGCAACAGCAGACUUGACCAGAAUUGUAACCUGGUGCCUCGUAAAAAAUCGGCUCCUGGCAUUGCCAUCACUGCCGGGGGCUUCCACUUUGACGGUCACGUUCCACGAGACGAUUAUCUCCCGCAGUAUUUGAAGCUCCUGCAGUGUAAUAACGCCCGUUCCAACGAAACUGUUGAUGCCAUCAAAUCUGUACCAGUGAGUCCUUUUGCUGCUCGUAGAUGGACUAGCAUUCAAAGCGGACAGCCGCCUCCCAAUAAUCUUAAUUUGCGACGUGGCCGUGCGUCUGUGACAGUCCUUACCGACGAGUCGCCGCGUUCCAGCGCCGACAGAUGCCUCUGGUCACCCAGUGACGACAAGUUCCUCAAACAUCCUCUUUCGAAAAUAUCGGUCAUCAACGCCGGGCUAUCACUUGCCGAGCACCCUGAUCCCAGUUCAUCCCUCAUCAACUCGGCAGCUGCCGCUGGCUCCGCGGCUGGUUUUGCUGCUGCUUCAGCCGCUCUUAACACUUCGUCUGUAACUGCUUCACCUUUCGAUCACUGGUCACACGUGCCCCGUUCCCCUGUCGCCGAGCGGCGCCGGUCCAAAAUAGGCAACAAAAACUCCAGAAAAUCGGGAGCGGGCGUUACCGCUACCGGUUCCAGUCCUUUGUUUUCAAACGGCGCCAUGAGCGGCACCGAGAAAGCCAAAUCCGAAGUGAGCGUCAGGGACCUCACGAUCAUGCUGCAGAGCGUGAAACCCGACGUAGGGCCGUUACCAGGUCACGAGAUGGACCGAACUCCUCGCUACCUUGCCGGUGUCUGCAUGGACGAGUGCUACCCGGGCCUUUAUAUAGGCGACAUAGGAGCAGCAAAAGACCGCGCGUAUUUACAAAGAGUGGGCAUAACCCACGUGCUCAACACGGCUGAGGGCAAGAAGAUGUGCACCGUGGACACCAACGCCGAGUAUUAUAAAGAAGUCAACAUCAAGUACCUGGGCCUGGAACUGCUCGACAUCCCCUCUGCCAACAUCUCGCAGUUCUUCGAGCAGGGCGCUCAGUUCAUCGAUGACUGCCUCAGUAGUGGAGGCAAAGUGCUGGUGCACUGCUUCAUGGGCAUCAGUCGCUCCUCGACAAUAGCGGCGGCGUUUCUGAUGCUGAGGCGCAACAUGGGCGUCAUGGAGGCACUCACGACACUCAGACGUCGCCGCUCCAUCUACCCCAACGAUGGUUUCCUUCACCAACUCGUGCAGCUCGACAGCAGACUUGCCAAACAAAGAAAGGCUACGCCAAAGCCGUGAAAACUUGACAAGUCAUUGUUAAUUUUCGCAACGCAAUAGCACACUGCCAAAACGCAGUAAAAUGUCGUUCAAAUUUAACGAAACGUGCAACUUUUGAUUGUUUAUUUUUAUGUGAAAUAUGAAUGGCGCCAGGGACCCGAUAAGUUCUUGAGACUGAACAUAAGAUUUCCUUGAAGCCUUGAGCAAUAAAAACGACAAAAACUAUACAGCAUCAAGUUCUUAUUUGAACGUCAAAUGCCCUAGAGACUAAGUAACCUCACCAAAGCCUUAAAAGUGUGACUAGUUCUUAGUACUAAGGUUUGUACGCAUCCGCAAGCGACCUAUUUAUUAAUUCGUCAUUUUUAUGCUCUUUGCUUGUUAAUUAAGCUUUGCGGGAAUUAUACAUUCGCGUUCUUAUCUUUAGGUAUGAGUUGUGCCAUUUCUAGAAGAUAAAAUGUAUUGCAGACCGUAUAGAGCGUUGCUUUUGUAGGAAUGCUUACAGUCGAAGAAUGCAAAUAGACGUUGUUGCUGAAUACUGUGUCUGUGGUGAACUGGUCUAAAGGUUCAAUAUUGAUAUUCAAAUUAUAAGCGACAGAAAUUCAAUAUUUUCUCGUGUUUUUUGUCUGGCUAUUUUGUUCCGUGUAUUUGUUUCUCUUAUUCUCUUACUUUAUAUUAUAUAUCAAGUAUUCUCGGUAUUUGGUGAAAGUGUGACUGCAAUGCUGCCUAAUGUCCAAGUUUUGAAGCAGUAGUGGUGCAGCAGUGAGCCGAAAUCUAUAACAGAACUGGGGUAAAGACUGGAAUCUAUUAAUCUCUGGGAAUAGGUUUUCAAGUUACUACAAUAAAGUUAAAAGUUAAAUAAAAUAAAGUAAAAACUUUGUACUCAGCAGAUUUUACCUUAUUAGCUAAAUUUAAUCGUAAUUUGUACGGUUUCGAUCCCGGUUGAGUGGAGAUUCCUUGCACUCGAUGAUGCAUGGGAUGCGCAGCGAUGCAUUGAAUUACAUCAGUACAAUUUAAUAUAUACGUGGUUCCAUCAAUAGGUCAAUUAGAUGAACCAAGAACACCUGCGAUUUUCAUGUAACAGCCUUGAAUAUUUCAAGGAGGUUGAGAUGUUGAAACUUUGAUGCGUUCUUGCUGAGCAUGAACUUGAUGUUCACUUCGAGGUCCUUAUUUCGGCCGUUGAUCUCCGCUGUUAAAUGUUACAGUACCCGAGUUCGUUAUCACUCUGUAGUGUGUUGGUAUUUGAAUUUCAAUCCUAAUCAUGAAUGCGAUAAUUUGCCCAACUUUUAUCGGGUAUACCUGGUGUAGUGAACCGAGCACUGAUAUGUUUUGAACAAUUAGGCAUGCACGCUUAGAAUACGGUUGAUUACACUUUACAUUUGUCACAUCUGGUGCUGACAUGUAUGGACUAUGUCAUUUUAAUCAUCACGUCUCCCCCUUUAUAACUUUUAUUGUAAGAAAUGUGUGCGUGUUUUUUUUCUGUUUCGCGGAAGCCUCUGAUGCACGCAUGUUAUUCGUCGCAAUUUUAAUUCAAGUUCUAGUCGCGAAGUUUGUUCAAGAGAUAUAAGAGAUUUAGAAUAUUUUACUUCCCAUUGUUUGCGGAAAUGAGCCCGCCGGGUGCUGAAAUUAUUUUGAUGACGGUACGAGUUUUUCAGAGUCAACAUCUAAUGAAUUUCUCUGAAAGGCCGUUCUGAAGGUACCGUUGAUUUUAUACAACUUUUCUGCAAUAGCUUCAUGAUGAUGAACGAUGAAAUUUGUGGUACUCGUUGUAGCUGGUUAAGACAAAACACCUGCAAUCUUAGAACGAGGAACAUCAAUCGGGCAAAAUUUGUAUUUGGACUUCGUCUUAUGUGCCCUGCAAGCGGCGCUCACGAACUUUCUCUUUAUUGCUGCAGUAGCAUUAAUAUUUCUGCCAGCAAUUAUCGCUGUCCUAUGCAAUGAUUUAUGAUUUAGUAUAUGAAGACUGCUUAUUGUUAAUGGAACCAAAAUAAUAAUUCGGUACCGUUUUGUUAUUGCAGUUAACAGUUCGUUAUCUACGCUUUUAUUCUAAGGUAGCCUCGUUUUAUUCUCAAAAUUUUUAUAGAGUAUUUAUGCUUCCAGCUUAAUUUUUAACCUUAAUAAAGUUUUUAUGUAAUUUUUUAAUUGAUAAUUCAAGCGGGAACUUGUAUUUGGGUACUAAUCCUACUUGAGGAAUUUCUGCUCUUGUAGAGUAGGUAAAUAUUUUAUAUUCAGCUUUAGUGUGUCGCAGUGAUAAUUUAUGCUCGUGUGUCUUUGUUUAAACAAUUAAUAUUUAGUCGAUGUUGAGUCCAUCUGUGCCCCAGACGUGUGUGUUUUCUGGUCUGUUAAUGAAAAUAGCUCUAAGCAAACUUUAGAAGCUUGUAACAGCUUCUUAUUCAACCUGUUACGUUAUAUUGUUCUGGUUUAAAUUACCGCUGCACCUAAACGGUCUUCAGUAGGUAACAAUUCAGGGAAGAACGUAUUUGUUUUACCCUAUUUACAGUAUCUUAAACUUGCACGACCAUUUCUUACCAGGGGCUAUCAAUCGAUGCAAUAAUUCUCUGCUCUUUUAUCAUGUAUUAUGCAGUGCAAUCCUAAGCCAAUGCAAUCCUGCCCCCAGGAUGGGAGUUGAUAUGUGUUUGAUUUGUCUCGACCACAUUUCCUUGCUGCUGAUAUCAUGUAGUAGGCUUAGUGAUGCUGCUAUUAUGUUUACGAUCUACUAUUCCAACAGAGAUAUAUUUUUUCGCCUUGUAUCAAUAUAUACCCUCACCCUGACGUCCUGCUAGUUCAUUGCCCCUCGUUGUUCAUCGUCUCCUAUUGUAACUUAUAUUGUGAUGUUCCUAAGUUUAGAAGACAGAAAUCUCGAAAUUCGGACCUGAAUUUACUGCCUAUCAUUGCCGUUUUAGUGAAUUCCUCUCAUGGCGAGGUUUGUAAAAAUCCCUAUAUAUGACUACACUUUUACACAAACGAACAUUAGUUUAAUGUAAUUAUUACGAUAAACAUUAUUAUAAUAUAAAAUUAUUACGAUAAACGUGACCUAGAUCGUGUGCUGUUGGCGUUGGGCAUUAAUGAAAUGAGGCGUUGGGGGGCCACGAAAAAUAUUAGAGCUUAAAUUGAUUGCGUACUUGCAAUAGACCAGAGGUAAUCGAUUCCUAAUUAAACAAAUGGAAACUUGGUAAAUUCCAGAAAUUUUGACAAAUUCUAGACAGAUUUCGACUUAUUUAAUUAAUGAUGAUCAUGCAUAAAAAGAAUAUGAAACUAUUGGAAUUGGAUUGCUUAACGAA
Messenger RNA from Hyalella azteca, 5608 nucleotides. RefSeq lists its product as uncharacterized. The transcript is spliced from 4 exons. Lineage: Eukaryota; Metazoa; Arthropoda; Malacostraca; Amphipoda; Hyalellidae. Gene Ontology annotation, cellular component: cytoplasm. Gene Ontology annotation, molecular function: MAP kinase phosphatase activity; protein tyrosine/serine/threonine phosphatase activity. Gene Ontology annotation, biological process: protein dephosphorylation; negative regulation of MAPK cascade. The record is from RefSeq and is a predicted model, not a curated record. The coding region runs from base 735 to 2351 and encodes 538 amino acids.